This is a messenger RNA of Fukomys damarensis (Damara mole-rat), 3286 nucleotides long. It is a transcript of the gene Hps1, whose product is annotated as HPS1 biogenesis of lysosomal organelles complex 3 subunit 1. The record is from RefSeq and is a predicted model, not a curated record. Lineage: Eukaryota; Metazoa; Chordata; Mammalia; Rodentia; Bathyergidae. Gene Ontology annotation, molecular function: guanyl-nucleotide exchange factor activity. Gene Ontology annotation, biological process: melanosome assembly; vesicle-mediated transport. Gene Ontology annotation, cellular component: BLOC-3 complex. The transcript is spliced from 21 exons. The coding region runs from base 570 to 2678 and encodes 702 amino acids.
GGGAGCGGGCCCCAGCCCCACCCUCGUGCACCGAGUGGCGGUGCUCGCAGCCGGCCGGCUACCCGGCGUCGCCUUGAGUUCUAGAAAACUUGAUUUGGGAGUGAAAGUGCUUCGUGAACUGCAGCGUUGCGCGUGCCUGAAGGCUUUGAGCGAGGCCCACGGUGAAGGGUGACCCUCGCUCUGCUGAGACCCACUCCGGCGUUUAAAUCCGGGCAAGGACAAAGGACCAAGGAUGCUCUGCUGUUGUUUCAUGAGCUGGUCACUGAGUUUGGCUUACUACAGCCCCUUCUGAAACUGGUUGCCUGAAGCUCUGAUGUGCUACUUGCCAAGAGGGAAGAACGCAUCUGGGCUGCCUAGAGGUACAUAGCUGUUUCCACCCCAGACCAGUCACCAGCUGUCUGCAGUGAGUGAGCCUGGCUGCCUUGCGCAGUCCACCGUGUCCAGACCAAAGUCUGAGUCCUGUCCAUACACUUGUUUCUGAGAGGCCUGAAGACCUCCUGGCUAACACAGAGGAAGGAGCCUCAGACUUAGCAUCAGGCAGCAGGCCUGUGCCCGUGCCCUGCUGUAACAUGAAAUGCGUCUCGGUGGCCACUGAGGGUGCGGAAAUCCUCUUCUACUGGACCGAUGAGGAGUUUGAAGAGAGUCUCCGGCUGAAGUUUGGUCACUCAGAGAAUGAGGCAGAAGAGCUGCCUGCGCUGGAGGACCAGCUCAGCACUCUCCUGGCCCCAGUCAUCAUAUCCUCCAUGACGAUGCUGGAGAAGCUCUCGGAUACGUACACCUGCUUCUCCACAGAAAAUAGCAACUACCUGUAUGUCCUUCACUUGUUUGGAGAAUGCCUGUUCAUUGCUAUCAACGGAGACCACACUGAAAGCGAGGGAGACCUGCGGCGUAAGCUGUGCGUGCUCAAGUACCUGUUUGAGGUGCACUUCGGACUAGUAACUAUGGACGGCCAGCUCAUCCGAAAGGAGCUAAGGCCCCCAGACCUGGGCCAGAGAGCCCAGAUGUGGGCUCAUUUCCAGAGCCUGUUGUGGACCUACAGCCGCCUGCGGGAAGAAGAGCAAAGCUUCGCUGUAGAGGCUGUGGAGCGGCUAAUCCACCCCCAGCUCUGUGAGCUGUGUAUAGAGACACUAGAGCGGUAUGUGGUCGAGGCCAUCAACUCCAGCCCCUCACGGGGUGGUGAAGAGGCCUUACAUGCCUUCCUGCUUGUGCACUCCAAGCUGCUGGCCUUCUACUCCAGCCACACUGCAAGCUCCCUGCGCCCAGCCGACCUCCUUGCUCUCAUCCUCCUGGUUCAGGACCUCCACCCCAGCGAGCAUACGGUGGAGGAGGAUGGUGAUGCUCAGCCUUCCCCACAGAGAAGACCCUGGAGCAGCCAGAAUAUCCCUAUGCAGCAGCCCCGGAACCCACGCACCUCAGACCAAACCAAGGACAGCCCUUCAGGGACGCAGGACACAGACAGCUUCUCCCUCCCUGAGGAGUACUUCACACCAGCUCCUUCCCCUGGGGAGCAGAGCUCAGGUAGCACCAUCUGGCUAGAGGUGGCUCCCUCUGCCGUUCCACAGGUAGCUGAGGACACCCUCCAAAUGCUGGCUCCUCAUUCCUCAGUGCCUCCCAGUCCCAGAAGGAUCUUCCUGGAUGCCAGUGUAAAAGAUAACUACUGCCCUUUGGUGCCCCACACAAUGUACUGCCUGCCACUGUGGCCAGGCAUCAGCAUGGUGCUCCUGACCAAGAGCCCUAGCACCCCACUGGCCCUGGUUCUUUACCAGCUACUGGAUGGCUUUUCUCUUCUGGAGAAAAAGUUGAAGGAGGGCCAAGAAGCUGGGAGUGCCCUGCGGUCCCAGCCCCUUGUGGGAGACCUGCGCCAGAGGAUGGACAAGUUUGUCAAGAAUCGAGGAGGCCAGGAGAUUCAGAGCACCUGGCUGGAGUUUAAAUCCAAGGCCUUUUCCAGAACUGAACCAGGAUCGGCCUGGGAGCUGCUCCAAGUGUGUGGGAAGCUGAAACGGCAGCUGUGCGCCAUCUACCGGCUCACUUUCCUGAGCACCGCACCCAGCAGGGGAGGCCCACACCUGCCACAGUCUCUACUGGAUCGAGCCCAGAGGCUCAUGCGAGAAAGGCUGCUGGACUGGAAGGACUUCCUGCUGGUGAAGAGCAGAAGGAACAUCACCAUGGUGUCCUACCUGGAGGACUUCCCAGGCUUGGUGCAUUUCAUCUAUGUGGAUCGCACGACGGGGCAAAUGGUGGCUCCUUCCCUUAACAACAGUGAAAAGACUUCAUCAGAGUUGGGCAAGGGGCCCCUGGCUGCCUUCGUCAAAGCCAAGGUCUGGGCUCUGAUCCAGAUGGCACGCAGGUACCUGCAAAAGGGCUAUACCACGCUGCUGUCCCACGAUGGAGACUUCUGCUGCUCCUACUUCCUGUGGUUUGAGAAUGACAUGGGCUACAAACUCCAGAUGAUCGAAGUGCCUGUCCUCUCUGAUGACUCCGUCCCCAUUGGUGUCCUGGGAGGUGACUACUACAGGAAGCUCCUGCGCUACUACAGCAAGAGCCACCCAGCUGAGGCUGUCAGGUGCUAUGAGCUACUGGCUUUGCACCUGUCGGUCAUCCCCACUGACCUGCUGGUGCAGCAGGCCAGCCAGCUGGCCCGGCGCCUGAGUGAGGCCUCUCGUGUGCCCCUGCCCUAAGCCAGGCUGCACUGCCCAGUGCAGUGGGCCCAUGUGCCUGUUUUUCGGCCACCCCACUUUCAGAUAUUCCCUAAGCAAGAGCUUCCUCCCUCCUGUCCCAGAAGCCUCCUGAGGAUGCACACAGACCCCAGAGCAGCCCCAGGAUUUCUCAAACCCUGCCUGGACCACCUCCAUGUGGCAUAACAAGCGAGCCCCAAAUCCUCCCCACUGGAGGGAAAGGGAGUCAUAGUCUUCCUUUUUACAGCAGCCAUGGCUGCUGUCCUCGUGGCUACGAAAUGGCAGUAGCUCCUCUUUCAGAACUACUACUGUCCCCAGGAAAGAGCGAGGAAGUGCUCAGAGCUUAGGCUCCCUGAAGACCUAUACCCCACCCCCGCUGCUGUUCUGCGUGAGGGGCUCUUUUCCCUACCCCAGGUGAGAGGUGCCCCAUUGACUGGCUUGAAUUCCAGCCCUGCUGCCUCGCCUGCCACUUCUGCGGCUCUGGACUGUUCUUAAAAUGCUGUGCCCAUGUCCCCGUGUUUAAAAUGUUAACACCUACCUCUCGGGGUAAUUGGGAGGAUUCCCAGACACUGGUAUAUACUCAGUAAAUGUUGGUUAUUGUCAGCAUCCAA